This is a messenger RNA of Gossypium raimondii (Peruvian cotton), 483 nucleotides long. Its product is annotated as disease resistance protein RGA2-like. Gene Ontology annotation, molecular function: ADP binding. Lineage: Eukaryota; Viridiplantae; Streptophyta; Magnoliopsida; Malvales; Malvaceae. The transcript has a single exon. Gene Ontology annotation, biological process: defense response to other organism. Bases 1 to 483 code for a protein of 160 amino acids. The record is from RefSeq and is a predicted model, not a curated record.
AUGUUGACACAGGAUGAUCUAACUGAUGUGGAAGAGAUACAUGUCCUUCCCAUAGUUGGAGUUGGAGAUAUGGGGAAAACAACCCUUGCCAAACUGAUUUUUAAUGAUGAAACCGUGGAUGCUCACUUUGAGUUGAAACUAUGGGCGUGUGUUUCUGAUGAUUUUGAUCUGAAAUGGUUAGCAUUAAAAGCCAUUAAAACUAGAAAGAGUAGUGAUGGAGACCUUGGAAUCUUGGAUUUAGAGCUAUUACGAAAGGCCUUGCAAGUCUGCUUGAAUGUUAAAAAGUAUUUGCUUGUUUUAGCUUAUGUGUGCAAUAAGGAUAAUAGAAAAUGGGUGGAACUAAAACAUUUGUUUGCAGAAGGAGCUGUCGAAAGCAAAAUUGUAGUCACCACUCGGAGUAGCCAAGUUGCAAAGAUCAUCGGUACUAUCACCCCACUCCAUUUGAAAGCUCUUCCUUACAAAAAGAAUUAUCUUUGUUUCUGA